AUUGUUUUCAUUUACUGGGAAACACAACUGUUUUGCUUUUAUAAACAUGUUUAGCUUUAACAACAACCAAACCGGAAAUUCAAACACUGGUUUUACUUCCACCAGUGCUAAUACCAACGCCAUUGGCGGUGGCAGUUUAUUUCAGCCUCUUAAUCAAUUCUCUAGUCCAGUCACUCAAAAUCAAGUUCGAAAUCAAAAUCAGUUCCAAGCUCAGAAUAAUUUGAGCUUAAAUCAAAAUCAAAAUCAAAAUAACCAAUUUCAAAAUUUAAACCAAAAUCAAAACCAAAAUCAAAAUCAAAAUCAAUCUCAAAAUCAAAAUCAAAAUCAAUCUCAACCUCAACCUCAAUUCAAUCUUUUAAAUAAUACUAAUGCUGCUAAUUUAAAUAAUUACAAUACAAAUAUCAACAACAACAACAUCAAUACUACUAAUAAUAAUAACCCGAUAAACAAAAUCAAUGAAACAAUUGAUAAUGAAAAUUCUAUUUUUUCUAACAUAAAUAAACCUGCCCAACCUUCGAAAUCCUGGUAUUUUGAAAGAAAAUCUAGGCAAUUACCAUUAACCGUUGUUCCACGAUCAAUUAAUUCAUCUGACAUAAACGAUUUUGAUUCAUCUGAAGAAUUAUUAAUUAACAAUGACAUCAAUAUUCUUAACAAUCAAGAUUCUUUAAAAAUUUUCAAUAAAUCUUUAUCUUCUGCUUCCGCUGUUACAUCUCCAACUUCAAAUAAAAAAAAAAUCUUGUAUAAUUCAGCUUUAAAAAUUAAUUCGAAAAAUAAUAAAUUGAAUAACAAACUAAAUAACAACUCAAAAAUCUCAAACUCUUCUAAUGUCGUUAAGAUUAAUGACAACCAAUAUAUUAAUCUAUACAACUCAAAGUUAUCCCAAAAUGACAUCAUCGAUUUAAUCAAUAUCAAUAACAACAAAAAUAACGAGGAAUUACCCCCAAAGAGAUCUUUUUUAGAUUUAGAUAAUGAUUAUGAUUUUGACAACACAAUUGAUACUGAUGAUGACAACGAUAAUGCAAAUCAAAACUCUCGUAAUGAUCGCAAGAAAAAAUUGUUAAAGCCGUCCUUUUUCGAUUCAAUAAAUAACUCAAUAAAUUCAAAUAAUACUACUAAUAACCCUAUUAAUAACCCUAUAAAAAAUGAAAACAAAAUAGAUAUCUCUUUUAAUGCUUUUGAUAACUUUUUAAAUUCUUCCCAGGAUUUAAAAUUCAUUUCAAAUAUAAGAGAUAGUAAAUAUAAAAAUCAAUCAACUAGAAAAAAAUUUUAUAACAAAAAUAAUUCUUACAAUAAUAGUAACAUUAAUAAGAAUACUAAUAGUAGCAAUAAUAAUGAUAAUAAUAACAAUGAUUUUAAAAAUGAUUUCAAACUAAAAGAAUUUAACUCAUUCUUGGUCUAUGGCUAUAGAGAAGCUGACUCAGAAUUAAUUAUACAGCAUUUUGCCAAAUAUGGCAGAAUAUUAGAAGAUUUUCAAAUUUUAAGAAAAUUCAAUUAUUCUUCAAAUACUUUAAUUAGCAAUAACAAUUUUAACAAUUUCAAUAACCUUAAUGGCAACUUUAAUAUCGAUAAUAAUCAUGAUAAUGACAAUGACAAUGAUGAUAGGGAAAAUUUUAAUGAAAAACAUUUGCCAAUUUAUACCGGAAAUAGAUGGAUCAAGUUGACAUAUGACAAUCAUUCUUCAUUAUUAAGAGCUAUAAAAGAUAAUAAUUUAAAAUUUAAAGGCAGUUCAACAAUUUUUGUUGAAAUUUUUUCAAACAGAUUGUUUGAUAAAUUAAAUUUAUCAAAUGAUUCAAAUAAAAUUAUAGAUGAUUUGGUUGAAGAAAAAUUAAAGUUACUACAAGAUAAUCAAGAUAAUCAAGAUAAUAACAAUGAAAAUAAAAAUAAAAAUAAAAAUAUAAAAAAACAGUACAAUAGAUCCAACCAAACAGCUGAUUAUGCAGAUUUGGAUACAUCAAUAAUUUAUGAAAAUACUUUUAUCAGAAAUACUUCAAAUAAUAUUGAUACAGAUAUUGAUAGUAUUACAUUAAAUAGUUUGGAUGAAAACAAAAAUAACCAGAAAUUCAACAAAAACAAUCAAAAAUUUAAUAAAAAAAAUCAAAGUUUUAAAAACAAAAAUUAUUCAAAGAAUGACUAUAGAAAAAAUCAUAAGAAGUCAGAUAAUAAUUUAGAAAACAAGCUUUCUGAAAAUAAAUCUGGAAAUAGUGACAACAAUAACAAAGAUAAGAACCAAACUGAUAAUAAAUAUAAAAACGAAGAUAAAAAUGAAAAUGAAAAUGAAAAUGAAAAUGAAAAUGAAAAUAAAAAUAAAAAUAAAAAUAAAAAAAUAGAUAGGAAACUAAAACAAUUCGAUUCUAGUGGCAUUGAUAGGGCUUCUGGGGGUUCUGAGUUUAGAAAUAAUAACAAGUAUAACAACAGUAACAUAAAAGGUAAUAUCAUUGAACUAAAAGAUGGAAAGAAUUUGUUUAUCAAAAAGCCUAAUAAAGAUAAAAAAAUAAAGUCAAUUCAAGAAAGUUUUGUUGCCAAUUAUGAAAAAUCGAGCAAAGAAGAGCUGAAUCGUAAAGGCUUUAUUGAGAGAGGGCUACAGUGGGCAUUUGGGUAUGAUAUUUUGUAAGAUAUUUAAACGAUUUAAAAGAUUCAUAAGAUGCUUCAUACGAUAAUUUUCACAAAACCGCCGGUGUGUCGCAAAUUUCGGUUUCGAACCGUCUCUUUAAAUUCCGAGCAAUUCCGAGCAUAACUUCGCAACUGUGUAUUGCUGUGCAUAUCCAGAAAGAGCAACUAGGUGCUCACCACGCUCAAGUCAACGCGU
Ascoidea rubescens DSM 1968 is the source of this 2806-nucleotide messenger RNA. RefSeq lists its product as uncharacterized. NCBI's taxonomy places the organism in Eukaryota, Fungi, Ascomycota, Saccharomycetes, Ascoideales, Ascoideaceae. Bases 47 to 2611 code for a protein of 854 amino acids. The transcript has a single exon. The record is from RefSeq and is a predicted model, not a curated record.